GAGGAUGCCAACUUUUAAGACCAUACACUUUUUCCUCUCCUCACACACUCUCAUCCAGAUUCAAACACGCACCCUGCUCUCGCAAACAUGUCUUUCCUGUCAGGAAUUCUCGGUGGUGGUAAAACAGAUAAAAUGGUGGACCAAGCUGUGGAUAAAGUGGCUGUGGUGGCCAAGACGAAGGUGAAGGAGAUGAUGGGAGGAACAGCCGCAGACGGCGCAGCUGCGGGAGGAGCAGCAGCAGGAGCAGGAGGAGCAGCAGGAGCAGGAGGAGCAGCAGGAGCAGCAGGAGCAGGAGGAGCAGGAGGGAAAGCACCUGCAGGAGGGAAAGCACCUGCAGGAGGAGGAGCCGACAUUGGAGGAGUAGCAGCAGGGGCCAUGGAUGCGUUCUCCGGAAUGUUCUCCGCCGAUGACAAGAAGGAGAAGAAGCCAAGCAGCGCAGGUGGAGCGCUUGAUUUGGCUGACUCGUUGGACUUCUGAUUAGACGACCACGACGACAUCCGCGGAGACCAAACACUGUGGUUUGAAGAGUCUCUUCAGCUGAGCUCCAUAUGAAAGACAUUCCUUGUUACCUAGACUACUUUGGCGGAACCCAGAGUAUCCACAUUCCGCUGUCAGGCUGCACAGUUUAUGGAGUUUUAACUCAUUGUUAGACCACUGGUGUCCCUCAGGCAUUGGUACACCAAUAUGCUAUAUAUAUGCACUUAAAAUAUCUGAAUUCUUGAUUCUUACAUCAAUAGGUUUAACUAACUAAACCUUUGUCGAAGAUCAUAGUUUGUCCUCAUAUUGUUUAACCUCAUUACUCAGUUGAUAUUGUGUAAUUCUGUUGACACACGUUGGAAAAUAAAAUGUUGAUUGGAAAUCUGAAA
Molecule: messenger RNA, 866 nt
Organism: Osmerus eperlanus (European smelt)
Lineage: Eukaryota; Metazoa; Chordata; Actinopteri; Osmeriformes; Osmeridae
Exons: 3
Coding region: 88-477 (129 amino acids)
Source: RefSeq, a predicted model, not a curated record